Molecule: messenger RNA, 533 nt
Organism: Phyllopteryx taeniolatus (common seadragon)
Lineage: Eukaryota; Metazoa; Chordata; Actinopteri; Syngnathiformes; Syngnathidae
Product: hepcidin-like
Exons: 3
Coding region: 87-362 (91 amino acids)
Biological process (GO): intracellular iron ion homeostasis
Cellular component (GO): extracellular region
Source: RefSeq, a predicted model, not a curated record
UAUAGCUGGUUUUGCUACAUUUGACAGGAUUAUCUCAACAGAGCUAAAGACACUAAACACACUCAACUAACACUCUCUGGAAGAUUAUGAAGACCUUCAGGUUUUCUGUUGCAGUAAUGAUCAUACUUGCCCUCUUUUAUAUUCAAGAUGGUUACACCUUAUCUACUGAUAAUGGGGAUCCUAACCAGGAUAUGGUGAAAGCAAGAGAUGAAGAGAUGAUCUAUGAGAUCCCAGCGGACCACUGGAAGGUGGCAUCCAACAACAGACAGAAACGUCACACUGAACCUGGAGCUUGCCGCUUUUGCUGUUCGCAUAACUGCUGUGGCCGGGGGGAUUUCUGCGGCCUCUGCUGUCAAUGGUGAUUUUAGGAAUCAUCUGCAUAUUCAGUUCAUUCAUAUUAAUCUUUAAAUGUUUGUUCUGUCUGAAAACAAUUGAUUGCAUUUGGUCAAGCUGAUCAUGCUGACAUGCUCAGGACCCCCCAAAGUAAUGUGUCUUUGCACAACAGACACUAAUAAACUGAGUAAUGUGUCAAA